CGCCGCCUCCUCCAGGCCGUAUCUCCCAGAGAUAAGCCCUACAGCCAUAUAAGAGGGCUCAGAAGAGGCACUGCUCCUGACACAUCUACAGGGCACCAUGAUCCGUAUCCUGUUCGCUACCCUGAUGCUGGCCUCUGGGGCCCUCAGUUGUGGGGAUCCUGCCUACCCGCCUGUUGUGAACAGAGUGGUUGGAGGAGAAGAUGCAAGACCAUUCAGCUGGCCCUGGCAGGUCUCCCUGCAAUACAGUUCCCGUGGUAACUGGUAUCACACCUGUGGGGGAACCCUCAUUGCACCCAACUGGGUCCUGACAGCUGCUCACUGUAUCAGUUUUUCUCUGACCUAUCGAGUGUUUCUUGGCAAAUACAACCUAAAGGCUACUGAACAAGGAUCGAUUGCAGCCAGUCCAGAAAAAAUCAUUGUCCAUGAAGGCUGGAACCCAAACCGUGUUGCAAAUGGCAACGACAUCGCUUUGAUCAAACUCUCCCGGAGCGUUGCCCUGAGCAAUCAAAUCCAGCCGGCCUGCCUCCCUCUAGCAGACAGUCUCCUGGCCUCUGGUGUCGUCUGCUACGUAACAGGAUGGGGAAGGCUGUACACAAACGGUGCUCUCCCAGAUAAACUGCAGCAAGGACCUUUGCCCGUUGUUGUUUACGCCACCUGUUCCCUGCCUACCUGGUGGGGUAGCUCAGUAAAAACCACUAUGAUCUGUGCAGGCGGCGACGGAGUGAUCUCCAGCUGCAACGGGGACUCUGGUGGCCCACUGAACUGCAGAGGUUCUGACGGCAGAUGGGAAGUUCAUGGCAUAGUCAGCUUCGGCUCCUCGCUAGGCUGUAAUUAUUACCGCAAACCCUCCGUCUUCACUCGAGUCUCCGCUUUCAACAACUGGAUCGCUACAGUUAUGGCAAACAACUAA
Messenger RNA from Dermochelys coriacea (leatherback sea turtle), 910 nucleotides. RefSeq names its product chymotrypsin-like elastase family member 2A. NCBI's taxonomy places the organism in Eukaryota, Metazoa, Chordata, Testudines, Dermochelyidae. The record is from RefSeq and is a predicted model, not a curated record. The coding region runs from base 98 to 910 and encodes 270 amino acids. Gene Ontology annotation, biological process: proteolysis. The transcript has 8 exons. Gene Ontology annotation, molecular function: serine-type endopeptidase activity.